AUUGCAAGCUGAUGCCAUUCAUAAAUCUUAUCCGAUCUCCAAACGAUGAAAGUGUUAUAGUUCAUAGAAAACAUGCUUAGACUACUUCCAAAAGUUCUGCACCAAAUAAAGACUCCUUCUCAAAUCAUCAGGACUUCCUGUUCGCAGAGGUCUUUGCCAAUUUUAACUCUCUUCACAAAGGAUCCAUGUCCCUUGUGUGAUGAAGCAAAAGAAAUACUUGAACCAUAUAGACAUAGGUUUGUAUUGCAGGAGGUGGACAUUACUCUUCCUGAGAACACAGUAUGGUACGACAGAUACAAGUAUGACAUCCCAGUGUUUCAUCUUAAUGGACAGUUUUUGAUGAUGCAUCGUGUGAACACAGCAGUCCUGGAAAAGCGGCUGGCCAAAUUAGAUAAAGAACCAGUAUAGUUAUGUUCAAAUGUGACAAAUGUGAACCCUGUAUUAUACUGUGGAAAAUUUUGGUAAGAUGUAAGAGAUAUAAUUGAUUUGCCUCAGUU
Clarias gariepinus (North African catfish) is the source of this 497-nucleotide messenger RNA. RefSeq names its product chromosome 17 C5orf63 homolog (gene c17h5orf63). The transcript has 4 exons. Bases 73 to 408 code for a protein of 111 amino acids. The record is from RefSeq and is a predicted model, not a curated record. NCBI's taxonomy places the organism in Eukaryota, Metazoa, Chordata, Actinopteri, Siluriformes, Clariidae.